This is a messenger RNA of Eublepharis macularius, 3935 nucleotides long. It is a transcript of the gene MKX, whose product is annotated as mohawk homeobox. Gene Ontology annotation, cellular component: nucleus. Gene Ontology annotation, biological process: muscle organ development; cell development; regulation of transcription by RNA polymerase II. NCBI's taxonomy places the organism in Eukaryota, Metazoa, Chordata, Lepidosauria, Squamata, Eublepharidae. Bases 47 to 1102 code for a protein of 351 amino acids. The transcript has 6 exons. The record is from RefSeq and is a predicted model, not a curated record. Gene Ontology annotation, molecular function: RNA polymerase II cis-regulatory region sequence-specific DNA binding; DNA-binding transcription factor activity, RNA polymerase II-specific.
CGCCGGGGCUGCCUUCGCCUGAAGCUCCCUCCCGGCCAGCAGCGCCAUGAACGCCAUCGUCUUCAACAAGCUCGGCACCCAAGUGCUCUUCGAGGACGGCGCCCAGGAGAGGGAGCGCGCCGGCGGGCGGCCCUACGCGGGGGUCCUCGACGUCUCGCCCCACCCGGAGGUGCUCAUGCCCGACAGCCCCUCCAUGAAGGACAACCUCAGCCUGCGCCACAGGAGGAGCGGCACCCGGCAGAACAGUGGGAAGGUGAGGCACAAGCGCCAGGCCCUGCAAGACAUGGCACGGCCACUGAAGCAGUGGUUGUACAAACACCGAGACAACCCGUACCCCACUAAGACAGAGAAGAUCUUGCUGGCUCUUGGCUCCCAAAUGACACUAGUGCAGGUAUCAAACUGGUUUGCCAAUGCAAGACGUCGCCUUAAAAAUACUGUCCGGCAGCCGGACCUCAGCUGGGCUUUACGGAUAAAGCUGUACAACAAGUAUGUUCAAGGAAAUGCUGAAAGACUCAGUGUAAGCAGCGAUGAUUCAUGUUCAGAAGAUGGUGAAAAUCCUCCAAGAAGCCAUAUGAACGAAGGGGGAUACAGCACACCAGUUCAUCACACUGUGAUUAAAACUGAAAGCUCAGUAAUGAAGUCUGGAGUUAGACCAGAAGGGAGUGCUAAUGAGGAUUACGUGUCACCCCCCAAAUACAAAAACAGCUUGUUGAAUCGCUACCUGAAUGACUCGUUGAGGCAUGUCAUGGCCACAAAUGCAGCCAUGAUGGAAAAAACAAGGCAAAGGAACCACUCGGGUUCGUUUAGCUCCAAUGAAUUUGAAGAGGAACUAGUGUCUCCAUCAUCCUCUGAGACUGAAGGCAAUUUUGUCUACCGGACAGAAACUCUGGAGAAUGGCUCUAACAAGUGUGAAAGUGCAGCUAAUGGAAAGAGAUCAAACGGGGAUGAAACAUACUGGAAAGAGAUCAACGCAGCAAUGGCCCUAACAAACCUUGCACAAGGGAAAGACAAACUGCAGGGGACAACUAGCUGCAUCAUUCAGAAAUCGUCUCAUAUAUCAGAAGUAAAGACUGUCAAAGUGCCACUAGGACCGCCGUUUUAGAGAGCUGUCACUUUUCUUCUUACUGCAAGAGGACUUCUUUCACGCUGUAGCUUUUUCCACCCUAAACUCAGAAUUCGGAACCUGAAGUGAGUGUUCCUUUUGUCUCAUGGUCAGCGAAAAAAUCCAAGUGCACAGUCCCAUGAGAAGCUCUCCAGCCCAAGCACCACUGAUAUGAAUGGGAGCUGCAAUCUCGCAUGGCUCCCAUUCAUUUUGGUGGCACUUGGGCUAGACAGCUUCCUAAGGAAUUUUGCCAAAUCAUGGUCAUAAAGAAAUGCUCCCUCAGGCUCAAGUUUUGUUUUGUCAAGUAUAAAAUCAGUUCUAUAAAGGGCAUGUAAAUUAUGGGGGGGAGGAACUCCCCCACAUUUUUUUUAAACCCAAACUAUUAACUUAUUUUAUAGUAUUAAUCAAACUGCACAUUAAGCGUCUGUAUUGCUAUAACACGUUAAGUGCCUUGCUUUCUUACAAUAAGCUAGAACGUGGGCUCAGCCCAAGACAGCUGUGCCUCAAAGUGUCAAUGCCAUAAUGCUUCACCUUUGCAUGUAAUUCAAAGUGCAUCCUGAUCAGUUUAAAGAUGACCUCUGAAAGGGGAGCGAGAAACAAACCCUUGACUGUUUGAUGCAUAAUUUGCCUUGUAUGAAUUAGAGGCUAGUACAUCUUUGCAAUUAAGUCACUACAUCUGAUUAAGGAAAAGUCCACCGUGUCACCCACAAUGCACACAGGUCUCUCACGUGAAUAAAAAGUUGCUAUGCAUGUAUUGGGUUUUUUGCCUGCAUUUGCAAUUUUUUUUAAAAAACACCAACAUAAUCGACUUUGAUAAGUGCAAUACUGUAGAAAAGAACUAAAAUAAUUUAAGGAACAUCCUGCUUAUUUAUAUUAAGGAGUGUUUCACCUGAGAUUGAAAGCAGUUCUUGCUUCAAAUGCUUUGCAAUUACUGUAAAAAUUUACAUUGGCCAAAAUAAUUGUUCACAUUACUUUUUCUGUGCUAUCAGAGGCUUCAAUAAAUUACAAGAGAGCAGCUCAAAGGAUAUUGAAGCCUCACAGAUGAAAAAUGCUCCAUUUCCUAACUGUUAUGUAAUUCAAAUGUUUAAAUAUUAUAAGUACCUGUUGAACUCCUGAGUCCUGACUGCAAAAAAGCCAUUGGUAAAAUCCAGUUAGGGAUUUCUUUCUUCUCAAGGCUCAUUUUGAUUUAUUUGAAACUGUUUCGUAAGUAAACAAAGCAGAUCUCUGUUUCUGGUACCAAAUGAACUUGUGCAUCCGUUUAUUAUUUAUUCUGGGACUAGAUCUCAAUAACUUCACAUGACAGAAACUUUUAUUGCCCAAAUGCAUCCAAGAUGUUUUUAUUUUGGUACAGAAUGUAUCAGACAAUUCUCACUUUAUAAAAAGGCAUAGUGGAAAUCUAUAUAAUCCUAUAUAAUAUAUAGAUUUGAGUGAAAAGCCUGAACUAGGUUGGAAAUACUGAACAAAUGUGUCACACUGAAGCAAUUUGAAGUCAAAGGGGGGUGCUAAACAACAUGUUAAAUCUUUACAGUUGGCUGCCAUUGAGAGAAGCUCAUUGCAUGCAAUCAGGGGGUUGGGGGAGAUAGACUGCAUUUUCAUUUAAUCAUGCAAAAAUAUUAUAAUCAAGUUCACCUCUUGAAUAAGCAAUAAAUCCAAAUGAAAUGUAUAUUGAAUUUGGAGGAAGGAAAGAGGUGGUUGUCCAUAGUUCAGUUCAGAGCAAAGUUGAAACUUGGUUUAUUUUCCUUAAACUGGAUUGAAUGUUGUGUCUAAAAAAUUACAGUAAAUGGAUUAAAUCUGGUCUGUAAAUGGUUCUUGGUUCAGAAAAGCUGCUAAUCCUGCUUCAUUCCACUUUUAUUUUUGUAUGAGGACUUUUUGAGAAGGGCAAAGUACAACUGUACAGGAUUGGUGUAACUUCACUCAUCAAGAAAAAAGCCUGCGACCCAAUGCAGCCCAAUUCCUAUGCAUGCCUUUGGAUAUACACAAAUCUUUUGAAUUUUCUCAAUGGUUGGCAAAAGAAUUCUUUUAUUGUUUGGUUGCCAAUUAGAAGUUUGUGGCAGGGGAGCUCUAUACUCAGAACAGCAUGAGACUGAAUUUAAUAUGCUUGUACAUUUGCUGGUUUGCUCAUAUGUUUGCCUUACACAGACUGAGUUUAGAAAACACAACUGGAUUAAAAUAAAGCAGGUUUCCAUUAACUGGUUCUUUGAAUGGAUAACCUGCUAGAUUUUUAUUCAUAACUUUCUACUUUCAAUAUGUUUCUUUGCAUCCAUAACCUGACCUUCCCACUUUCCUAGCCCAUUUAUGGCAGUUCCCCAUAUAAUGCAAUGAGGACCCAACCCUUCGUGAAGCUGACUUUCAGGUAUGCAAACAGCUCUUCAAGCAUAGCCAGUUCCAGUUGCACUAAUAUAAUCUAGACGCGUAGUAGGUAGCAACCUUAAUGUAACUUGUAGGAUGUGUCUUGAUGUAACAUAGCAUUUUGCAAUGGUUGUUUUUUUUUAAGUGUACAAUUAAAAUGAUUUGAUACGAAAAAAAUAUUUUGUACAUAAAUAUAUAUAUUUUUACUUUUUUAAAAUGGCUGUUUUGCAUUGACAUAAAAGCUGGAAAUAUAUGUUAUGACUGUAUGAACAGUUGAAGUAUACUUUAUAUCGAUUUGCAUCAUUAUGUGAAUGACCUCCCUACAUCAGUGACUUUUGAGACCCAAGCUACGGGAUUUUGUCAUAACAAUAUGAGUUUUUAAAAAUUAAAAAAAAGACAGAGUAAACACUUCAUUCUAGUUCAUACUAUAUAAGUUAUUCUGUUAUUAACUAUUUUGUGACAAUAAACUGUCCUGCCAAACUUU